AUGUUCGAGAGUCUCAUCGGUGUUAAUUUCAGACCAGAUGCGGACAAGUGGAACAUUCCUCGCCUGUUAAGUACCCUUGAUGCUUCGCGUAAGGAAGGGACUCCAGAAUGUUGCGGUGUACGGAGACGAUAUCGCUGUGUACAGAAAUUCGGAAAUAGAGCACCCAGUUCACUUGAAGGCUGGUUUGAAGCGGAUCCGGGCGGCUGGCCUGCAGAUAAAUUAAGCCAAGUCCCAGCUCGCUCAGAGUUCGGUGACACUGCUGGGGCAUAA
Molecule: messenger RNA, 270 nt
Organism: Opisthorchis viverrini
Lineage: Eukaryota; Metazoa; Platyhelminthes; Trematoda; Opisthorchiida; Opisthorchiidae
Exons: 2
Coding region: 1-270 (89 amino acids)
Source: RefSeq, a predicted model, not a curated record